Molecule: messenger RNA, 1640 nt
Organism: Aspergillus versicolor CBS 583.65
Lineage: Eukaryota; Fungi; Ascomycota; Eurotiomycetes; Eurotiales; Aspergillaceae
Product: GTP-binding protein RBG1
Exons: 10
Coding region: 150-1253 (367 amino acids)
Biological process (GO): cytoplasmic translation
Cellular component (GO): cytoplasm
Molecular function (GO): GTPase activity; GTP binding
Source: RefSeq, a predicted model, not a curated record
GAACUAUCCCCGCCAAACACCACCAACUCUCUUUCCAACAAAGCAUUCGUUUAGUGGGCGUCUCAACCAGCCAAAUCUGCCUUUAUUCGCUCCAAUAUUGUAUAAGUAUUCCCUUUUACGAGGAGGUCAUCUCGUAAUAUACCGCCACAAUGUCUACCACCGUGGAUAAGAUCAAGCAAGUCGAGGAUGAGAUGGCCAGGACACAGAAGAACAAAAACACAUCCUAUCAUUUGGGACAGUUGAAGGCCAAGCUUGCUAAGCUAAAACGUGAACUUUUGACGCCGUCUGGAGGCGGUGGAGGCGGUGGUGCUGGUUUCGAUGUUGCUCGUACCGGUGUUGCCAGUGUUGGUUUCAUUGGGUUUCCCUCUGUCGGCAAAAGUACAUUGAUGAGCAAGUUGACGGGCCAACAUUCUGAAGCCGCGGCCUACGAGUUCACAACCUUAACGACUGUUCCGGGACAAGUGAUGUACAACGGUGCGAAGAUUCAGAUUCUGGACCUUCCUGGUAUUAUCCAAGGUGCCAAAGAUGGUAAAGGUCGUGGACGGCAGGUUAUUGCUGUAUCCAAGACGUGCCAUCUAAUCUUCAUUGUUCUCGAUGUUAAUAAGCCCCUCGUCGACAAAAAAGUUAUUGAAACGGAAUUGGAGGGAUUCGGAAUCAGAAUCAAUAAACAACCCCCUAACAUCGUCUUCAAGAAGAAGGAUAAAGGCGGAAUUGCCAUUACAAGCACUGUUCCCCUGACUCACAUUGAUCACGACGAAAUUAAAGCUGUCAUGGGUGAAUAUAAGAUCUCUUCUGCGGAUAUCUCCAUCCGAUGCGACGCGACGAUUGAUGAUCUCAUUGAUGUUCUUGAGGCUAAAAGCCGCGCUUAUAUACCUGUUGUUUACGCUCUGAACAAGAUUGAUUCCAUCACUAUUGAGGAGCUUGAUCUCCUGUACCGAAUCCCUAACGCCGUUCCCAUUAGUUCGGAGCACGGUUGGAAUAUUGACGAGCUUUUGGAAUUGAUGUGGGAAAAACUCAACCUCCGUCGAGUCUACACAAAGCCCAAGGGGAAGGCUCCCGACUAUACUGCCCCUGUUGUGCUUAGGGCCAACGCGUGUACUGUCGAGGACUUUUGUAACUCCAUCCAUCGGACUAUCAAGGAUCAAUUCAAACAAGCUAUUGUCUAUGGUCGGUCCGUCAAACAUCAACCACAGCGUGUUGGUCUCACCCACGAACUGGGUGAUGAGGAUAUUGUGACGAUUAUCAAGCGGUAAAAGGUACCGAAAAUAUAUCAACACCGGGGUGUUGGCCCGAACACGAACAACCUACGACGAAUCGCGUCGAGAAAGUUCAGCGGGCUGUGUGCUAGGGUUGCGUUUGCAAAGGACUCUAUCCAAGAGUCCCAGACCUUGUGAUAGAACCCUGCGAAAUGGUGCGAGAGGAUUGAUUGGAGGGGAUUAUUUGCGCACGGGCAGCAGGCUGCGAAAUGCCGCUUGGUCCUGCAAGAUCACUAGCUAGCCUUGGGGUACCUGCACCGCGACUAAGUCUGCAUUCCUCUGCUACCCGAUGUGAUGCGCAAUCGGUUCUCAUCGCAAAGAUGCGUGAGGAAGGAACGAGAAGCUGUUGGGUUUGAAAGCUGCCCUAAACGACGGUGUUUCUUG